Messenger RNA from Hippoglossus stenolepis (Pacific halibut), 2338 nucleotides. It is a transcript of the gene hrh2b, whose product is annotated as histamine receptor H2b. The record is from RefSeq and is a predicted model, not a curated record. Gene Ontology annotation, cellular component: membrane. NCBI's taxonomy places the organism in Eukaryota, Metazoa, Chordata, Actinopteri, Pleuronectiformes, Pleuronectidae. The transcript is spliced from 3 exons. Gene Ontology annotation, molecular function: G protein-coupled receptor activity. Gene Ontology annotation, biological process: adenylate cyclase-activating adrenergic receptor signaling pathway. Bases 209 to 1399 code for a protein of 396 amino acids.
GAAACACAGAAGUAAGUUCAGACACACAUGAGGAGGCUCUGAGGAAACACAGGAAGACAUCAGUGAUGUGGGAAUAAUGUCAGGACCCUGAUGCGCAUUCAACACAAACCAUGUGAGGGACAUCUUUGCCUCAGAGGCCAAAGAAAGAGAUGGCUGGGAAGUGCUUUGACAUCAGUGAUCUACUUCUGAAAAGUUUGGAGAUACUUGGAUGAAGCAGUUGUUACUUCUUUCUUUUUACUGGGAUUCGAACAGUAGCACUGUUUCUGUGGCUGAGGAGGAGCAGGAGGAGGAAGGCACCAUGAUCUCCACAGCCCUCCGCUGGCUCGUCCUGGUGUUGUUCAUCAUUCUGACCAUCAGUGGGAACAUGCUGGUGUGUUUGGCUGUCGGGCUCAGCCGUAGACUGUGGUGCAUCGCCAACUGCUUCGUGGUGUCGCUGGCACUGACGGAUCUGCUGCUGGGCCUGCUGGUGCUGCCCCUGACUGCUACCGUGGAGCUGCGUGGCGGGAAAUGGCCCUUCGGGGGAGCCCUGUGUAACAUCUACCUCUCGCUGGACGUCAUGCUGUGUUCCUCCUCCAUCCUGACCCUGAUGGCAAUCAGCGUGGACCGAUACCUGGCCAUUUCAGCUCCGCUCAGCUACUCCCGGAGGGUCACCCCUCUGAGGGUGACGCUGGCCCUCAUCGCCAUCUGGGCCUUGUCACUGGCCGUGUCCUUUGUGCCCAUCCACCUGGGCUUGAACACGGUGGACUACAAAGUGCAGCACGUGGACUGGGGCUUGGGGGAUGAGGACAAAGAGGGACGCUACUGCCAGUUUGAAUGGAAUAACAACUACGUUCUUAUUUAUGCCUUCGGCUCAUUUUACCUGCCUCUGCUGCUUAUGAGUGGAAUGUAUCUUUGCAUAUUCAGAGUGGCACGAAAACAGGUGCGGCGUAUUCGUGCUGCCAUGCCGUCAUAUCCAUGCACAGCGUCGACCGCAGCCAUAGCCCACGAGCACAAAGCCACAGUGACCCUGGCAGCAGUACUGGGGGCCUUCAUCAUCUGCUGGUUCCCUUACUUCACUUUCUUAACCUGCAUGGGAAUAAAGGAAAAGACAAACCCCCCCAACACGCUUCACUCUGUGAUCCUGUGGCUGGGCUACUUUAAUUCUGCCCUGAACCCCAUACUGUACCCAGCCUUCAACAGGGAUUUCCGCAGGGCCUACGGAGACCUCCUUCGCUGCAGGGGACAGUCUCGCAGAAAACUAACGUUCACCUGCUUGUUCGUGCCUAAAAGACUGAGCUUUACGAACGGACAGAAGGUGACACAGCAGUCAGAGAAACGUACGGACAAAGUUAUGAAAGAAAACGAGGGGAAGAGCCUCACGCUUCAUGAGAGAAACGGUUUCCCUGAUGAGCCGUGGUGAAAUGCUGGACUGUAGACCUGCAGGAACUGUAAAUACAAAGUCACUACUACUCACAGAACUAGCCUAGCUGAGCAUUGUAGGUGAUUAGUGUAUAGUGCCAACGGUGACACAGUUCAUGUAAAAACCCAAUGCACAACAUCAUGAGUGUUUUCUAAGUGUAUAAGCUGAAUAAAAGCUUGUGCGUAAUAUAAUAGGUGGCCAUUAUCUUCUUGAUGACUUUUCCAGUAAAGAAAAGCCACAGUUCUGAAGUGUCUGUUUAUUAGAAUGUAUAAAAAGCAAAGUGUGGACAGAGCACAGCAGAGUGGAAUGAAUGGAUGACUCAGUAAAUGGACCAGAAAACUGCACAGAGGUUAAAAUGUUGCAAAUUGUUUAUUUUGCUCUGGUUCCCGCACUGCAGUUAAAGUGAAUUCCUGGACUUUUCAACACAUUAACUGCAACUAAAUAGAACAUCCAUUUUUCAAAAUAAAGGUGUAUUUUUUUGUUAUUUAUGCGUGCAACAUGGUCCAGGGUUGUUGCACUGAUUAAAACACAUAAUAUAUAGUAAAGCUGCUCAAGUCUUUUUUCCAAAUGGGCACACUGCACCUCAUCAGAUACAUAAUACCUUCAAUACAAGUUCAUUAUUUGUAUGUACAUGUUACCAGGAUUAUUGUCAGACAGCCCAUUGACACUUAUAUAUAAGAAAUCAUGUAGAAAAGAUGAGAAUAAACCUGGAAUCUCCUCAACAAACUCUGUUGACAAAAGACAUACGCAUAAAACAAAUUUUGAAUUAUAAAUCCCUGGGGUCCAAUUUGUAAUUUAAAGCUACCUACUGUGGUGAAUGAGUGAACUUAAUCCCACCUUGAUCAGGCGGAUAGUCAGGAUGUACGGCUUGUGGCAACUUUUACAGAAACAUAUCAUGUAAAGUUGAAAGUUAACUGAAAGUUAAUAGCACACUCAAUU